Messenger RNA from Hemibagrus wyckioides, 2910 nucleotides. It is a transcript of the gene pus3, whose product is annotated as pseudouridylate synthase 3. Gene Ontology annotation, biological process: mRNA pseudouridine synthesis; tRNA pseudouridine synthesis. The transcript has 9 exons. Gene Ontology annotation, molecular function: RNA binding; pseudouridine synthase activity. Bases 1034 to 2434 code for a protein of 466 amino acids. Lineage: Eukaryota; Metazoa; Chordata; Actinopteri; Siluriformes; Bagridae. Gene Ontology annotation, cellular component: nucleus; cytoplasm. The record is from RefSeq and is a predicted model, not a curated record.
UAUAUAUAUAUAUAUAUAUAUAUAUAUUGCAGAACACCAAGUGUAGUGAAGCAGUACAUCUGGGACACGUCCUUUAAGCAGCGUUUUCUGUCGAACACACACACACACACCGGCCUCAUCCCAAACCACAUAUCACCACCCUGCUGAACUGUAAUGAAGGUAGCUAACAUGGAAAAGAACAAAACUGAAUAAUGAAAACUGGCCUUGUUCCAAAUCACAUACUUUUAGUAUAAUAUGAAGGAAAAUGUUGGCUGUGUUCCAAUUUGCAAAUUAGUUAAUAAUACAUCAGAACAAGAGUGAUAAAUGCUAAAAGAUUGGUUGUGUCCCAAAAAGCACACAAGGCUGCAUCCCAAAUUGCAUACGACCAAAGAUAGUAGUGUGCUUAAUAAUUUUUCAUUGACUUCCACCUCUCUCUCUCUAUUUUGAAUUACUGCUGCGUCCUCACUGCCAAAACUUAACUACAGUGUUAUUAUUUUUUUAUUGUUCAGUUUUUUGAGCUGAAAUGUUUUUUUUUUUUGAUUAUGAUGAAUGUGAUGAUGAUGAUGAUGAUGAUGAUGAUGGAGAUAAUAAACCAGUGAGAAUCACAGCUGAUGUGACAUUCUUUGCAUAGUUAUUAAAGCAUGUCGUAAUCCGCUGCAUUCAUUCUUGUUGAGUGAGGUCAGAGGAGAAGAACAUCCAGACAGGUUCAAGUUGAAACAGGAAGGAUGCGGCCAACGUUCUUUACGGCCAUACGGAGCAGAAAGCAUCUCUAUACCUCGAGGCAGAUGUGCUGCAACAGUAGAGGACCUCGUCAGGAUCCAGUCCUGUCAGCGACAAUUAGUUAUAAACAGCCUAAGAAGGAAGAGCUCUCAUAACCUAGCAAAGUGGGUUCUACUAGAAAAGGUUCAUCAGAUGGUCUGGAAAUGGGGGAGUAACCUCAUCAAACAAGCAUGAUGGGAAAACCCGGCCUGGACUGAUCGGAUCAUGAACCAAACUGAUGAUGACGUGUGUCCGGUUUACAUCAUCAUGACUGACUGCUGACGUCUUCAGCAUCAUGAGUGCAUCCAAGGAAGCCUUGCAGGCCCGUGUGAAGGCUUUGGAGGAGGAAGUGGAGCGACUGAAGUACCAGCUAAGAGGAAAGAGCGACCAGGGGACGAUGCCGCCGUUAAAGGCUCAGGAGAACAGCGGGAACAGUAAGAGAGGGAAGAAGGCGUUCGACUUUGCCGCACACCCGCGCCGCCACGUGGCGCUGCGUCUAGCCUACCUGGGCUGGCAGUACCAGGGAUUUGCUGUGCAGGAGAACACUGACAACACGGUGGAGGCGCGGGUGUUUGAGGCUCUGCUGAAAACAAAGCUGGUCCAGGACAGGCAGAGCUCCAAUUACCACCGCUGCGGCCGCACGGAUAAAGGAGUCAGCGCUUUCUCACAGGUCAUAUCUAUUGACCUGCGCUCGAGUCAGUUCAGCGGUCUGGGUGUGACCGUUCCUGAUGGCAUCGAACCUAAAGCCGGGGGUGGAGCUGAGACGAAAGCAGAGUUGCCUUAUGUGAAGAUGCUGAACCGAGUCCUUCCUCCUGAUAUCCGGGCUCUCGGCUGGUCUCCGGUGCCCAUCGGCUUCAGCGCUCGCUUCGACUGCCAGUCCAGAACAUACCGGUACUACUUUCCCUGUGGAGACCUGGACGUCCAGCUCAUGGCUGAAGCAGCUAAACGAUAUGAAGGCACACAUGACUUCAGGAACCUGUGUAAGAUGGACGUUGGUAACGGAGUUCUGCAGUUCCAGAGGACCAUCACGUCCGCUAGCGUUCAGCCGUGCCAACCCGGUCACCCCUCCCCCUCCGACCCUCAGCGCCUUUACGUGUUCGAGGUGAAAGGUCUCGCCUUCCUGUACCACCAGGUUCGUUGCAUGAUGGCGGUGCUGCUUCUGAUUGGCCAGAAACUGGAAGCUCCUGACGUCAUCAACCAGCUCCUGGAUGUUAAGAACAAUCCCAGGAAGCCUCAGUACAGCAUGGCAGUGGAUUACCCUCUGGUGUUGUACGAGUGCCAUUUCGAUGGCCUGAGGUGGAUUAGCGAGCCUGAAGAGGAGAGCCACGUGCUCAGCUCUCUUCUCCAACACUGGACUCAGACUGCAGUCAGAGCUCAGGUGCUGAACGGCAUGAUCCACGGCCUCCAGAGCCCCGACACAGAUAAAGCGCCGGUUAUACCGUGCUGCCUCAUGGAAGGAUCCCGACAGCGCAACUAUCGCCCCCUGCUGGAGCGGCCGCGCUGCGAGAGCCUGGAGUCGCGCAUCCAGCACUUUGUGAAGAGAGGAAGACUCGAGCGGGAGGAAGGAGAGGGCGGGGAGGAGGGCAGCACCGUCUUCAGGGGCAAGAGGUCAAAACAUUCGCAUCAAGCCAGCUCCAAGAAUCAAGAAGACGCCGACCUGCUGAGCCAAACAGACAUAACUUUACAGCCCUCAUAAUUGUUUGUUUAUCCGCUUCUUCUACAGACUGAAAAUUAGACGAUCCAUCCAUCAAUCUCUGGGGUUUGUCGAGUUCUUUAUCAGAAAGGGGGCGGAGCUUACAUUCAAUCCCACUUGAUUGCAUCAAAACGAGGGUUUUUUAUUCCCUCAGUAACUAUUUGAAUUCAGGGCCAUUUAGCUAGUUAAGGCAUGACCGUGCUAACUAGCAGGUUGGUUUAGCUAACGUUUCCGAUCCUGCAGGAUCUGUUAAGAAGCCAGAUACCUAAAAAAGAAAUAAAAAAAGUUAGGGGAACUUGUAGUGCAUAAUUACAAACGGCUCUGGAGGAGCAGGACACGAGUGAUGUUAACAUAUUACUCCAUUUUUUAUUGUGUUUUUUUAUUUUAAAUAUUUUAUUUGUGAAUUUCUUAAUCGAAUCAUUUUCAGUUGUGUACAUUUUCAUUUGGAUUAAAAACUAACGAGUCCAUGAUGAAGUACG